Messenger RNA from Bradysia coprophila, 4761 nucleotides. RefSeq names its product exportin-4-like. The record is from RefSeq and is a predicted model, not a curated record. Gene Ontology annotation, biological process: protein export from nucleus. Gene Ontology annotation, molecular function: nuclear export signal receptor activity; small GTPase binding. Gene Ontology annotation, cellular component: nuclear pore; cytoplasm. NCBI's taxonomy places the organism in Eukaryota, Metazoa, Arthropoda, Insecta, Diptera, Sciaridae.
AUGUCAAAACUAAGGACUUCUUAAUUUUAAAGAAAUUCUCUUUUAUUUAGAAAAUCAGUCAACUUUACACUUUGACGCCACAUUACAAGAAAUUUAUCGGGAAUUCUUGUUGGGGAGAUCUCUCUGCUGAACGGAAAAUGAUUUAAUUUUAUCAGUUCCUAACAGUGUCGUGUAAAUUUUAUAUUUUAAAAACUGUCUUACAAUGAACGUUUCGAUCGCUGAACUGGAAAAUGCAGCGAAUUUAUUUAUGGGUGCUCCUGGCCAGACGACAGCAGAGCAACGACGAACCGCCGAAACAAUCAUCAUGAACUUUCGGAAAACAAAGUCUCCGUACCAACUGUGUCAGGAAAUAUUAGAGAAGACGCGCGUUGACAUUUUACGAUUCGAGGCGGCUGAUAUGAUCAAAUCGGCAAUUGUGGCCGAAUGGGACACGUUGGAAGAUCAAUACAAACUGUCGCUGCGACAGUAUCUGCUGAAUUACAUUCUGAAUCAGAAUGUUCAGCCAUUCGUACGGGAGAAGAUUCUGCAAGUGGUUGCCAUUAUGAUAAAACGAUCGAGCAUUUUGGACGCUGGCGUCGAACGCGGUUUCAUAUUGGAUGAGGCCCAGAAAAUGAUAUCAUCGGGUGACAUUUCGCAGCAAUAUCUGGCUUGUCGUAUCGUCUACAACAUAAUGCAAGAAUAUUCCACGACAAUUAAAUCGGUUUCCGAUGACACUGGACUGACGUUCAACGAACACUUUAAGGCCAAAAAGCAAUUCGAAUUGCUCGAUUUGCGAAAGAUUUUCGUGAUGAUUUUCGAUGCACUGGUGGCUAUCAUGAAAAUAAUCGAUCUGACCAAUGCGACGCACGUGCACUUGUUGCUCGAAUAUUUUACGAUUCACGAACAGAUUCUGAUGUGGGGAUAUGUGUCGCCGUUGCUGUCGAAACGAUUGGUCAGCAUUUUCGAGAGUAUUAACAAAACCGAUCAAUGUCCAUCGCUCCGGUUGACGCUGCCGUGGGAACGAAUCAUACUCGAUCCACGAGUGGUCGAAGUAUUUUUCGGAAUUUAUUGGAAAGUUCGUGAAAUUCCGCAGAUUCAACCAAAGUCCCUGACCUGCAUUGUUCAGUUGUCAACGCUGAACGGACCGGUGUUAAAUAAUCAAGAGAACAAGCUGAAGUACGUCACCAAUUUCCUGACCAAUUUCCUACAAUUGACUUCCAGCAUUCAAAUGAAGAGUACUGAAGCCAAUGGUUUUGCUACCGUUCUGCGGCGCAUUCUACUCUACAAUUUACCAAAUAUAUUCAAAGACAUCUCCGAUGAACUACGGACAUCAUUGCUGCAACAAAUGUUUGUUUUGACAUGCCAUUUUAUGGAAUCUUCGAUUCAUGAGGAGGACAUGGACUGUUUGGCGGAACCUGUGUACACCGAAGCAUUAGACAUAAUCCUUGAAGCAUGGCUGCUUAUCAUCCAAGGCAAAGAGCAUUUCCAAGCCGAUUUGCUCAAGCAACUGUCGAUUCAAAUCUUCAACAAGUAUCUCCAGUGUCAUCUAUCACCACCAGACGGUCUGCGCAAAGCGUCUCUCAACACGAGUCGUGAUAUGGAUGAUGAAUUGGAACAAAGCGAUCGCGAUCGCUACAAAGAGCAACUGAUCAUCAUCGGCGCACUCGGUCGCGAAGAACCGUCACACGCACUACCGAUUCUGUGCAAACUUUUAGAAGAGAAGACUCGGUGCCUUCAAGCCCAUCUCGAGCGCGUCUACACCAAUGCGGUCAAUCUCAAUGUUGAUUCCUCGGAGGGAGUAGAGCAGCUGUACGACGAUAUUUUGUGGAUUAUUUUAGUAUCGGCACAUGUGAUGUCGAUGGAAUCGGUGGGCGAGCAGCCGAUCAUUCCAUCGGAAAUUAUGCACUCCAGCAAACAACAGAUGUUGAACGGUCAAACCGAUUUGACGGCAAGCUUAAAAGUGUUGGCAUUGGAAGCGCCAGUGGGGGAUGAUACGUUAUGCGAUCACGUAUUACGACUGACGGCAGCCGUUUUUCGGCUGUGCGACAUCGAAACGAAGGCAAUGGAAGCGAAUAUGAAAAGUGUUUUGAGUCCGGAGAUAGCGUCGAAUUUGAUGUGGUUCCUACAAAUGUGGGCCGAAUCGUAUCUGUUGUACCUUAGUGAAUAUUAUACCGACGUGAGUGAAGCAAUUAAGACAGCAUUUGGUGUUGACACACCCGGUUCCAAUUGGAUUAUUGGAUUUUUGUUGAACAAAAUUUGCGUAAAUGUACGACACUUCUAUAGUGAACCACAGGUUGUUCUAGAUUCCAUUGGGCUCUUUGUGUCAUUGGUCCGGCGAAAGCAAAAGUGCACCGCUGUGUUUAAUUCGGAAUAUUUUAAGCAAAUUGUUCAACUCAAAGAUCUCAACAUACCCAAGCAAAGUCUUCUCAAAGGUUUAGUUGUGACCGCUAGCUGUAUUACCAACAAGGCACUUCAGCAACAGUAUCUUUCCGAGAUUCUGUCACCCAUCGAGAAUAACUACAAGAAAAUCAAUCCAAUCAACAACUACUCGAACAACAUUGAUCUGAACGCCGCCUCAAUCGAAACUGUUAACGUAUUGGAUGAAAUCCGUGCAUGUCUGAAGGGAGCCACAUUACAAACGGCCAUUCAAGUUUACAGCACAUUCGAGGGAACGUUAUUCACCAUGUCGCAUCUGUUGCGACGAUAUUCCGAUUGUCAAGCGGUUGGCGUGGCGGUUUUGGAAUUGAUGUGCGAACUGUUCCAGGUCCUAAUAUAUCUGCAAAAUCAUCAAGCGUACGAAAUUUGUAUGGAUGUCAUCGAUACAUAUGUCUGCGAUCGGAACAAUCGGGUGUCCGUUGCUGCCAACGCGGAAGAUGAACAGUGUGAAGAUGUUAUGCUGCUGUUGAAGCUCAUGAAUUUGAUUCUAUCGAACAACAUCUACAACAUAAUGGGAAUCACCGAGGAGCCGCAACAGAAGGAGAAUUGCUGCGUUCACAUUUUUAAUCGAGUUAUUCCCAUCAUCAAACUGGAGAUGUUAACUUACCCAUCACUGUGCAUCAACUACUACAAAGCAAUAACAUUUUUCGUCGAUUCCAGAGGAUGCAAGCUACGCAUGGUGCCUGACGAAUUGAUCUCAAGUAUGCUCAAGACGAUUGAAAUCGGCCUGUUUCAAUUCGGUGCCGAAGUGCAACAAGUUUGCUUCGAAUUUCUGCAGGCAUUCGGCACAUUCAUUCAUCUUGAACAAAGUGAUACAUCGUUUGCAUACCAAUCGACCAUACAGUUUAUCGGCAUUGUCGUUGAAAUGAUAUUAAACCAAGAUUUGUGUAGUGAUAACAAAAGCGAAUGCAGCAAGGCAUUGUUCAGUCUAAUUUGCACGUACAAGGAUCGUUAUGGCCAGAUUUUCCGGCAAAUCAUACAGACGCGCUCGAACAGUGACCAGGCUGAACGUUUGUCCAAAGAGUUUGAGGAGUUGACGCGCGGUAUCGAUUUGGUCAUGAGUCGAACCAAUCAAAAUAUGUUCGUGGAGAGAUUUGAAAAAUUCAUUGUUAAUAUAUCGUUCGUGCAUAAUUAAGGGGGGGGGGAGAGAAGAAGAGGAAACUUUUAACAUCCGACACGUGAUGUUUUUCAGACUAACAAAAUCAUUUGGAAUCCAAAUUUUGGAUAAAUAAAAUUCAAUUUUUUUUAGAGAAAUUUAAAUUCUGCUUUCGGGAUCGUUCGUUUUGACGGUCCGUAAGAAUACACCGUUUUGAUUUAGAGGAUUACAUCGGAGCGCAUUUUCGAUUAGUUUUAGCAUUUUUGUUGUAUUUGUUGUUCCAAUUGUGUGGAACUGAUGUCGCCGCAUUUUAUCAAAAUUUUACUAUAUGGUUAGGCUCGGAACGGGUCAGAUUUCCUCUCCAACUGGAACGUGAAACAGAUGACUUUUGCAGCUUGAAAGUCCAUGUGAAACAGUCCAAAACCUAAUACAAUCGUUGAAUAGGAUAACUUAAAAUUGGUUGGGUCAGGUCAGCCCGAUAUUUAUAUUCAAAACUGUGAACUAGAUUAUGCACGACCUAGUCAAUGAUAAUAAUUAGAUUUGGCAUUUUGGAUAAAAGUAAUCUGCUUCGGUUGAACUCAUGUUUCAUGUUCCCACAAAAUUUCAGGUCAAAGAUUGGUCUGACCUAUUUCGAGCUUAAAAAUGAAACGAAAACUGGACUGAUUUUAAGAGUAGAGAAAUCUAAAAAAAAUUAAAAAUUGAAGGACGUAACAGUACGUCGUAGUUAAAUAGAGUGAAGAGAAUGAAUGUCGACGCGACACCACUGUGACUAUCACAUUUGUUCUUCAAAGCUCAAGCAAAAUUACAACAUCACAAAAAUGUGAGGCAAUACGCGGAAUCACAUUUAAAGCGAAAUACAAAAGCACAUUCGAAUCGGGAACAUUUUUACGUAAUUUUUCUAUUUUUGUAUUACAAUUCAACGAUUGUGAAUGAUCGUGAAGUAACUUCCCGAUUUCGAAACAUUACGGUAGUUGUCACCCUACAUCCUAUAAUCAUAGGCCGAGGAGGUGAUUUUUUUUUGACGAUAUCUAAUUGGCUUUUCUAAUUAACAAUCACAGCACAGUUAGGGAAUAACAUAAAAUUGAAGAAAAUUAAAUUAAUUUUUUUUACAAAUUGAAUUUUUUAAGAAUAAAAAAUUCGACAAAAAUCCUAACUUUAGCGAUGCACCAAAACCUUUGUAACGAUCUUUUUUCUAUUAAUUAUUUUUCUGUUUGAAAAUAAAAUGUUUUCGAUGUCUUCUCAUGAAUAAA